Messenger RNA from Portunus trituberculatus (swimming crab), 918 nucleotides. RefSeq names its product zinc finger MYM-type protein 6-like. NCBI's taxonomy places the organism in Eukaryota, Metazoa, Arthropoda, Malacostraca, Decapoda, Portunidae. The record is from RefSeq and is a predicted model, not a curated record.
AUGGCGAGUAGCGCGGACGCAGUUGUGCAAAUAGUGGAACUUUUACAAACUAACAAAUAUGCAAUACUUGUUGAUGAAAGUACAGAUAUAUCAACAACAAAGCAGUUAGCCAUUGUUGUUAGAGUAUUGAACUUUAAAAAGAAUGUUGAUGAUAAAUUUCUACAACUGUUGGAUGUAGAAGAUUCCAGCGCUGAAGGUUUAUUUCAGCUUUUAAAUAAAUUUUUUGAAACAAAUGGUAUCCCAUUUUCAAAUAUGCUGGGUUUUGCUGCAGACAAUGCAUCAGUCAUGAUGGGUGAAAUGGGAGGGUUAAAGGCAAAACUCCUUCAGAAAGUACCUGAUUUAUUUGUAAUUGGAUGUAUUUGUCACUCCUUACAUCUGUGUUCCUCAGCAGCUUGCAAAAAGCUCCCCAAAGCAGUUGAGGAAUUGUGUAGAGACAUACAUGUCUACAUAAAUCAUAGCCCAAAGCGGCUCAUCAAGUUUCAAGAAUUUCAGGAAUUUGUUGAUGUUGUAUCACACAGAAUUCUGACUGCUAGCCAAACAAGAUGGCUUUCUUUAGAAUCAGUAGUUAAUAGAAUUUUAGAACAAUGGCCGGCACUCAUCCUUUUCUUCCAAGCAGAAGCCUUGGAAGCUAGUGUAAAGUCUGCUGCAGCAAUACUUGAUGCCCUUAACAAUCCUAUUUACAAACUUUAUUUCUCUUUUUUAAGUUAUGUUUUGCCUAUCAUCAACAAGAUGAACAGAGAAUUUCAGAUUGAAAAAUUUAAGUUGAAUAUAUUCAUCUCUAAUCUCAUCAUUCCACCACGGCGUACUUUUAUGCUUUCUAGCACUUGUUCUAAUGCUCCGGAACGAUCCCGAGGCACUUGUAGUAUCAAGAUCAAGAUCAAGAUAGCGCGGGAGCGGAGGCGUGAUGUGUAUACUUAA